UUCCGCAUAAAACAGUCGCGGGAUUAUUGAUGUUCUUUGAAGCAAAUUGUAGGAUAUUAACGUUUUAUCUGCAAUGAACAGACUUGAGUGCCGUAAUUGUAUGCAUUCAGUAGUGAAAUGUGAUAUACAAAAAGCCACCAAUAUCGACGUUACAAGAAACUGGUGAAAUAGAGCCUCAAGACGGAUUCACAAUAAACUUUUUAACUGAAUUAUCGCGUAACUAAUGCUGGCGAAAAGAGGCGCCAACCGCUCAAACACUCCUUUCCCCAGAACAAAUCAUGGAAACCGAAACACCCGGCGGGAGCAUUGAAAAACGCUUUCAGUGCGACAUCUGCAACCGGUUCUACGCAACACCGAUCACAUUGAAAGUGCACCGAUCGCAACAUACGGCCGACAAGAAGGAGCUGUGCGAUUUCUGUGGCGCCAGCUUCAAGACCCGGGGCCAAUUGAAAAUACACAGACGCGUGCAUACCGGCGAAAAGCCGUACAAAUGUGAUAAAUGUGGCAAAACAUUCGCAUACCGGGAGAGCCUGAUCACGCAUUCGACGACCCACACGAACGACAAACCGUUUGUGUGCGUGGUCUGUAAUGCAAAGUUUUCCUGCAUCGGCAAUCUGCUGAAGCAUCGGAAGGUGCGGCCGGAUAAGUGUGGCGCCGAGAGUGUACCGAUUAAGCGGAUUGGACCACGGUUGACUAAAAAAACCCUUCCGAAUCUAACUGAUAGGGAUGCUAAACAAAGUAGGAGUAAAAAAGGAUCAGCUCUACCUGAAACAACAGACCAAGAAGGGACAGAGAGAUUGGAAAACUCCAAAUUGGAUGAAGAGCAGACGGAAGAAGCAAAAUCACCUCCGGAAAGUAUCGUCAAUACAGUUCAGCAAUGCAUUCGAUUGAGCGUUGAAGCACUGGAACCAUCAUUUAUGGUUCAGGAGACUUUUCACACACCCGAGUUGUCUGUGGAAAGUGAUGAGGAUGCAUUUUCCUAUGAGGAAACUGACAUAAAUGAAGCAGAUGAACCGACUGAGCCAAUGGCUGUGAAUGGCUCCAAAGAGGAUGGAAACAUCGAAGAAAGCGAACAGCUGAUGGAAGUAGUUACAACUGGUGAGGGAGAUCGCACAUCGGUUUACCUCAUUUGCUAUCAAGAUGAGUCGGAUGAACUUGAUUCUCUAGCUAAUGCUGUCGAAUUUGAUGAUUAUGAAAGCGAUAAACUAGAAAAUUCUAUUGAGAUGAUAUCCGCUAAAGAAGAGGAUGAUGCAAAUUGGCAAGUAGAAUCUUAUCAGUCGUCCUAUGAAGCUUCUGAAUCACCAAAAACAAGCACCAAACGCCACACACGCCAAUCUUCCGCUAAAAAAGUCAAUGUAAAGCUGGAACCACCUGACGAAGAGACGAUAAAGCGGAAUAAGGAGUUGUUAGAUAAACAAAUGAGACAAUUGCAUGAGUUAUCGAACUCGUUUGAUGGACGCUACCGGUGCAAACUGUGUCCCCAGCAGUACAACACGCUCUACACGAUGGCACGUCACUUGGAGCGUGCUCACGAGGUGCAGCAACAUCUUGCCCGAGAAAAGCUACAGUACGCGCGAAAUACCACACUAAAAGAGUGCAAAUAUCGCUGCAAGUACUGCGACCAGCAGUACGUACAUGCAGCCUGCCUGGCCAAACACCUGCCAAAGCACGGUCAGGAUGGACGGUUAAUACACAAAUGCCCCUGCUGUGAUCGGUACUUUGCAACGGAGACGGAGCAAACGAAACACACCGUCGAGCAGCAUCGUGAGCGGGUGGAGUGCACCCUUUGCCAGAAGCUGUUCACAAAGCCGGACUGUCUGCAACGGCACGCCCGUUAUGCGCACAAGCCGAAACGCCGCUCGAAGUACAUCUGCUCGAAGUGUGGCAAAAGCUUCCCCUCGGUCACCAGUCUGUCCGAUCACGAGCGUGCCAACUGUGGCACGGAACCGAUCUAUCAGUGUGCCCGGUGCGAGAAGCAUUACGCUAGCUAUAGCUCGCUCAAGAUGCACCAAACCGUGCACGACAAUGUGCUACCGUACGUGUGUGGCUGCUGUGGGAAAGCGUUCCGCACGAAGGGACAGCUGAAGGUGCACGAACGUGCGCAUACGGGUGAGCGACCGUUUGAGUGCGAGAUUUGCUCGCGAUCGUUUCCGUACCGAGAGUCGCUGAUGACGCACCGGACGAUACAUACGGGCGUGACGCGGCACGAGUGUACGGAGUGUUUGAGGAAGUUUUCGUGCUACGGGAAUUUGAAGAAGCAUCGACAGAUACACCAUGGUGUGGGGGAUAAGGUGCAGAAGCGGCAAGAGGAGGGCAAAAGUUGUGAUGAACAAGAUGGUAUGGCGUAGGUUAUAUAGAAUAAUUAUUUGAAGGCACGAAACAGUUUGAUUUACCUUAAUUUAUUUUAUGUUUAGUACUAAACUGGCCUAGAUUAGCUUGAUAAGGUCCAUUUCUGGCAAAUGAAUUACCAACAAUAGCACUGACUAUGGAGAAAAAACGAAUUUAAACGACUUAGAAGAACUAUCCCAAUAAAGAUUAGAAGAGCAGUUUCAAUAUUUACCCUUCAAU
Messenger RNA from Anopheles merus, 2568 nucleotides. Its product is annotated as zinc finger protein 431-like. Gene Ontology annotation, cellular component: nucleus. Gene Ontology annotation, molecular function: DNA-binding transcription factor activity, RNA polymerase II-specific; RNA polymerase II transcription regulatory region sequence-specific DNA binding. Gene Ontology annotation, biological process: regulation of transcription by RNA polymerase II. The transcript is spliced from 7 exons. Bases 279 to 2348 code for a protein of 689 amino acids. NCBI's taxonomy places the organism in Eukaryota, Metazoa, Arthropoda, Insecta, Diptera, Culicidae. The record is from RefSeq and is a predicted model, not a curated record.